This is a messenger RNA of Chlorella variabilis, 312 nucleotides long. RefSeq lists its product as hypothetical. The coding region runs from base 1 to 312 and encodes 103 amino acids. Gene Ontology annotation, biological process: nucleosome assembly. Lineage: Eukaryota; Viridiplantae; Chlorophyta; Trebouxiophyceae; Chlorellales; Chlorellaceae. Gene Ontology annotation, molecular function: structural constituent of chromatin; DNA binding; protein heterodimerization activity. The transcript has a single exon. The record is from RefSeq and is a predicted model, not a curated record. Gene Ontology annotation, cellular component: nucleosome.
AUGUCUGGACGCGGCAAGGGCGGCAAGGGCCUCGGCAAGGGCGGCGCCAAGCGCCACCGCAAGGUGCUGCGCGACAACAUCCAGGGCAUCACCAAGCCCGCCAUCCGCCGCCUGGCCCGCCGUGGCGGCGUCAAGCGCAUCAGCGGCCUGAUCUACGAGGAGACCCGGGGCGUGCUCAAGGUGUUCCUUGAGAACGUGGUGCGCGACUCGGUGACCUACACCGAGCACGCCCGCCGCAAGACCGUCACCGCCUUUGACGUGGUGUACGCGCUCAAGCGCCAGGGCCGCACCCUGUACGGCUUCGGCGCGUAA